GAGGGUAUCUUGGCAUUCAUUAUGUGGCUGGACGUGAUGGGCCUGGCACCACAAACCUCCCAGAUCAUACAAGUAGUCAAACGGAUGGGGAAUCACCAUUGUUUGUAUCAAGACAGGGCAAGAAGAUCUCUGUCUCGGCUGUGGGCUUGAUAGUAAAACAGUUCGCUGAACACGCGGGCCUAAAUGGUAGGUUUACGGCUCAUUCGUUAAGAAUAGGAGGGGCCACGGCAGCAAUGGCCACGGGCAUAAGUCUCACACAAAUCCGGGCGAUAGGGGGCUGGGAUUCCAAGGCU
Molecule: messenger RNA, 293 nt
Organism: Racocetra persica
Lineage: Eukaryota; Fungi; Glomeromycota; Glomeromycetes; Diversisporales; Gigasporaceae
Source: the annotation of a GenBank genome assembly